This is a messenger RNA of Pocillopora meandrina, 18125 nucleotides long. The record is from the annotation of a GenBank genome assembly. NCBI's taxonomy places the organism in Eukaryota, Metazoa, Cnidaria, Anthozoa, Scleractinia, Pocilloporidae.
AUGGGAAAACCAAAAUUGAAUAAGGGGGCUGGAAAGCGAGCAAGAAGCAGCUCGGAAGACGAGGUGAGACGAUACAAAACGAAAGUUUUUGUGACAACACAGAGAAAAACAUUGUAGACAUGUCGUAAGGUUUAAAUUAAGUUUGCAUAUUGAUAUUUAAUCUUGAUUUUUAUUGUAUUUAGGAAAGAAAUCCAUCUCAGCAAACCAUCAAGAGUUACUUUAGCAAGGUAAACUGACCAAAAUAAAAUGUGCACAACAAUUCUGUUUACGUUACAAGAGCCUAACUUUUAACGUAUGUUGAAACGUGUAAAGGUCUCUCGCUCACCUGAAAUUCCACUGUUUUCACUUUCGGUUUCAACGCGACCGGAAGCAAAUGUCUAAGAGUUUUUUGUGUUUGUUUGUCCUUUAACGUAACCGUCAUUGUUAAGCUUUUAACAAAUAUCACAAGCUGAAGGCGAGUGAUGUACAAAAUUUUUAAGUGUUCCGCCAAAAUCCCCAAUAAGUGGGUUAGUAAUUAUGCUAGUUAACGGUGGUCUUAUGAUUUUAAAAAAAUCGUUUUGAGAGGUGUAAUAACCGACAACUUUUUUGGUAGUAUUUGAGUCAUUUCACAAACCUUCUUGAACAUACCCUAGAGGCAUACAGCAUUUUUGAGGAGAGUUUUUCCACAAAAGCACUGUUGGGUAGAUAAUUAGUUAAGUGGCAUAAGGAUUAUUGGUUGUCGACAGUUUCUUGUUCAAAUUCCUCACUACAUUGAUACAACAAAGAGAGUCCAAGUGAAGAUCCUUGGAUUCUUCAUCCUGAAAAAAUACAGCAUGAUCUUUGAUUUGCAAAUUGUAAACAGGCAUCACCAGUUUACUAGGAACAGGUACAGAGUAUAUGUUUAUGCCUACCUUUCAAGGUAUAUAUCAGUCAAUAUUCAAUCAUUAAACUGGGUCAUAGUUACUCAUUAGUUGACUGGUCAUCAACAGAUUGUCUUCGAAUAGUCAAUGCAUUGUUUGCAUGUGUUUAACCUUUAGGUGACCUCAAACAAACUUCACGUGCAGAUCACAUGUUGACUAAGAUAUUGCAGGCUAUUGAUCGAAUUUUUGGUGACCAUAAGUAGCUAUUAUUUAACUGUUGUGCUACUAGCAACUAUCAAUGGACUCUCCGCUAACAUCCUGAGUAACCAGUUUAUUAAGCAAGGCUACCUUGGGGUAGAAGGUACUCUCGGACAUCCUUUCUUAGAAUAAAGAGCCGUAAAAGUGACUAGCAUCCAAUUUUCCCUUCACAAUAUAACCCCUGAAUCAAACAUUUCAGUCACGGGAAUGAAGGAAAUGAUCAUCAACCAGAGAAGUUCUAGACUGUAAACCAAAUUUCCUUUUCAGCAUCUUAAGAGAACAGUGUGUAAAAUAUGCAUACUGAUGUAAGAGUGCAAAGGUUAAAGGGGAAGGAUGGUGUUACCUUAGUUUGUUAAAGGUAAACAGAGAUUUUUAUGAUUUACCAAACCCUCUUUCAGAUCAAGGAACCACAAACAAUGCUGUUCUUAUGAUCAUAAGUUCUAAGUAACAAAGUGAUAAAUUAUUUCUGUUACUCUGUAGGAGACCUGUAAACUUUGGACAACAGUGGGGCAGGAAUCUAAAGGUUUGAGCAAUUUUAUCUACCAUAGCAAAAAACAUUUUUAGCUUGCAGUGGGAUAAAGAAAUACGUUACUCUCAAGGAGGUUCACAACGUUUUUUAUGUUUAGUCAGGUUUCUUCAUCUUUGCUGAUGUGCCUCACAGUUCACAAUUUGUUCUCAUAUUAGAUGCAAUAUGUGUGACAAAACAAAAUAAUUUUAAAUUUUGUAUUUCUUUUGAGCAAUUUAGAUAUGACAUGCAAAUAUAUACUCAAAGUUCACUUUUCCUUAAAAAUCAGAGAAAAAUAAGAGCACAAAAAAACCUAACUUUGAACUACUCAGUCCCGGAGAUUACUAUGAAAAAUGUCUCCUGACUUUAUCAAUACUAAAUUUAUAAAAAGUAGAGAUUUGAUGAUAACUGCUUCAUCUUCUCCUUUAUCUCCUUGCUGAAUUGCAUGAGAAUCACAAGUAAUACCAGAAAGCAUGUUGGUAUGAACACACAGAAAAGAAACUACAGUAGAUGUCUAGACCCCAUAGAUCACCAGUACAAUAGCUCUUAUGAGUAACCUUGGUCAAGCAGAUGGCUAGUUGAUGGUCAGCUCACUCUGGAAAAAUUUAGUCCAUCUCUCAGUUGAGGUGUCUCCUAAUUACUGUGACAUGAAAAAGUCAGCUACAGGUAGUUAUCAAGAGAGUAGCAGUCAACCUUUAGAAAAUUACUUGUAUCAGGCUACUAUAAACCAACUACUGAAGGUGUAUUGACCUAUAUAUUGAUCAACUAUUAGUCACUUGGUAUUUUUUGUGUGUAAAUCAUGUCCCUGUAGGAAAUGGAAAAAGGAAGAGCCUCAAAUUAUCAACAAAAAAGGUAUGAUUGAGAAAGAUAAGUUAAACUAAAAGAUGCUAGAAAGAUAUUAUUCGAAUGUAUAAAAUUUUUCCCCAAAAUCCUGCUUCUAGGCCUUCUCCUUAUUUAUAAGCACUUCCUAUACUUUUGUAUACUUUUGUCAGAUGGGAACUCACUCACACACAAAGGGCACUGAGACAUUGAACUGUUAUUGAAAGAGAUUUCAUCUUAAUGUCAAGUCUAUGUCUUUUGUUUAAAAAUUUGUCAUUGCAAUCAAAGCUUUUGUACUGCUAAAAUAAUUUUUAGGUAGCAGCUGGGUUUUUUCUUGUGAACUUUUAAUCAGGGCAUUUAAUUUUUUAUUUUACAUCUUUUAAGCAGGUCACCAAAUGAUCCAUUGUAUUGGGCUGUAUGAGGGCUUAAAAGAGAGAUUGUUCACCAACUUAAGCAAAUUCUUUUACCAGCCAAUUUACAAAUGGUUUCUCCUAUGUGUCUAACUACAUGUACUAUUUGACUCACAAGAAAUGGACAAUGUGUCAGUUGGGUAAAGAUUAAACAGAAUUUUGUUUGUGAUAUAUUUGUUUUCUUAUGUAGACAGAAGUUAGAGAUGAAAUUCCUUUGUUUUCUAGAAAGAAGAUAAACUUAACACAUUGGUGACAAGAAGAAAUGACAAAUCAAGAAGUUCACCACAAAGUGGGAAAGGAAAAACUGAUCAAACAUGUUUUACAAAGAUUUUGAAACAAAAUGUUGUGUUAACACCCUUACCAAAGAAUAAACAGGCAAAGAGUAAUGGUGAAAUGUCAUCUUCCUCUUCUGAACCCAAUCAGCCUCCUUAUGCUCAUAAGAAAAAUGGAUACAACAAUUUUAAAUUGCCAUCACCAAUAUGCCAGCUAAGAAACAAGAAGAAUACCUCAAUAAAUGGAUCUAAGUGUAAUCUUGCAGUCAAUAACGUAAAAGAAAUAGUUAUCAAAGAUGAUGAUUUCAUUCCACCAACACCAUCUCCAAAUGGACAGCAUAGUUUUAUCAGCUGUUGUCCAGAAAGUACCCCAUUGUUGCAUGAUGAAAGCAGAGUGUCCAAGGUUCUCAACCACUCAUCUGCUGCAAAUUAUUACAAAACUGAGCUAAGUGAAAGAGGAUCUGCUAAAAUCAAAAAAGCAGUCUUUGUUGGUAAUGAUCCUAUUGAAGCAGAUGAUGACAAAAGGUUACCUGUCUCAGAUAUAUCUUCACCUCCACAUAACUAUGUUGAAGCUCAAAUGACAACACAAGCAACCAGUCGUAAAAAGUAUAAGCUUUCCAGGAAGGGGUUUAAGCCACCAAGGGUACUGUCAAGUCCAAUAAAAAAGAGCAACAUCAGUGCAUCAGUUGAUAAGUCACCAAAGAGUCAGUCACCCACAGGAAACAACGCAGGCUACCGGAAGGAGUCUGCUUCCAUUAUUGCACCAUCAAAGUGUGUUGUUCUAAGAUUGAGGAUGAAACGUUCAGCAGCCAGGGGAAGUUCUCCUAUGCAGAAGAGACUCUUAACAGAAUGUCCUUUGGAAGAAAAGGUAAUCAUUUGUUUUGAAUCAUAAUUAUGUACCAUAGGUAGCCUUUGGUCAAUAUAGGGACUGAUUGACAAUCAAUAUGUGAUUGUGAGUAAAUAGCUGAUUGGUAAUGGACUUAUCUUCAACCAGUAGGUAUACAGUUGUUGACUGACACUCGACUAAAUUGUCUUAAAAAGUUUUCUUAGCCAUUUUGGUUUCCUUUCUGGAUCUAUAAUGGUUUUUGUCAAUUGCUGUUACAGAGUACAGUGAGAUGUAACCUCUGGGACAGAAUAGAAGAAGAUUUACUCUCUAACUCUCCUGGAGAGAAUGGAGAGAAUGAAGGGCAACAAGCUGUAGAUCAUGAACAGUACCAUCUUGCAAACCAUUGGGUUGAAAAUAAAAAUGUGAUGAAACAGUACACCAUGGACACAAGCAUAGGAAAUUGCUCCCUUGAUGAAAAAUUACUGGAAUGUGAAGAAUUAUUUGAUGAAAGAAACCAUGGGGAAUCUCACAGUUGUACAAAUAAUAAUUAUGGUACAGAAGAGAUGGAGAAGUAUGACUCAAAUGUUGGAGGAGAUGUAAAGAGUCAAUUUAGAACUCCUAACAAAUCACAGUCUCAUCAAAUUCUGCAACCAUUCAAAUCUCUACCAUGCAAUAACUUGUCUGGGCAGUUGCUUACACCUACAAGAGCAGAUGGAAAUACUUCAGUGGACAGUCUUGCUGAUGCUAUGGAGUUGGAUAAUUUAUUGGAUGGUGUGGAAUGGUCGCCUAUGGUCAGCUUUCCUGAAACAUUUCACAUUUCAAGGUUAUUGCACAUACAUUUACUUCCUUCUAUUGAUUUCUCUAACUUACUUUUUCACUAAGAAAUAACAACAAGACAGUUCGACUUUGGGUAGUUUGGACAAUUUUUUUCCAUAUAAUGUUGAUUAAAAGUAAUUUGUAUCAUCAUGAAACCCCAGUUUCCCUUGCUCCAAAUCUGAUUACCAUAGGUUGAUUAAUGAUGACCUGGCCUGAUAUUUUCCAUCCUAACCUGGAUACAGUUAGAUAGGAACAUCAUAAUCAAUGUUCAGGAAAAGAAUUCUCAAUAUUUGUCCCUGGAAAAAUAGAGUCUCUUGAGACUUGAGAAAACAGAACUAAUCAUUCCUCUCGUAACCACAUUUUGAGUUGAUAUCAUAGCUUGCAUUUCUGAUAUCUCAUUAGGAGUGCAAGUUAAAGUUCCAAAUAAAUGAUAGCUUUCCAAGCAGUCAUUUAUUAUUUUGAUAGAAAUGGUCUGAGAGGAGGUGGGAAUAUUUUCCUUUCCAAUUUCCACCUUACCUUCCUUUCUCUUAUUGACCACCCAUAAGGCAGUAAUUGAUCACUCUUUCCAAGCUUCUUUUGCUUUGAGUAUCAAAGAUGACAGCCACUCAUUUUGGAGAUAAGUACUGGGCUUUCAACUAGUGAGAUAAAACCAAUGUAUUUUUGGAUAAUUUGCUGGCUUAUUUUCAUAUCAAAUAUCUAAAAAUUAUGGAAUGUUAGAGGCAUGUUAGUGCACUUGUAAGGGGUCACUUGAUGUCAUCUUGAAUGUUUGCACAGCCUAACCUCUGGCAUACUUUGUGAACAAUUUGCCAUUAAUUUUUGUAAAAAAAAGAAGCAGAGGUCCUAAUGGAGGAAAUAAAAUGACAUAUUCUGCAUGGUAUGCCAUUACAUAUUCUGCGUGAUGUGUCAUAACAAAACAAAAUUGAGACAUUUGCCUUGACUUCAUGUACCAGCACUCACAGUUGUCUGCCAUGUACUUUUGCUCCAAAUGGCAUAUGUAGACAGAGUAGUUAUGUAGCAAUUGUCUGAGGCUACCUUAGUUUGGGAGUCAAAUGAGCAGUGGGGAAAUGUACAUUCAAUCAUUAACAGAUAAGUGAUGAAAAUUCAUAGCUGAGGAAAACUGGACAGUUAACUCUGUUCAAUGCUCUCAGAAAGAAAGCCAAAGUAAAGACUCCUCAACAAUAAGAAGUUGGCAGCAAACUAUAUGAAAAUUUGGAAGCUCUAAUACCUGUUGAAAUAUUUCACUUUGAAUUUUGAGAAAAUAUCAAUAUUAGUGUCUCUGUAUUUCAAAUUUUGUUUCUUUCCUUCAGACAUAUGUGCAAGCUGUCAAAUAGCCAGUUUAAAAAAUUGUUGCUAAUGCCAUGUUCUUGUCAACCAAGGCUGAACUAUCUAAAAAUUUUAAACAACUUAGCUGUGUGUUUUAAGGAGAGGAAGAGUUUCAAUUUCUCAUUAAACUUGGUCCUUAAAAACUACUUUUUGUUCUUGAAAAGUCCUAGAAUUAGGUUUUACAAGGUUGUAUGAACCAUGAUGACAUUUGUGAAUGCAUUCCCAUAAAACCCCUUCAACUCCAACCAUUUUAUAAGGAGAGAAUUAUCAUAACUUACUAUCUAUAUGUAUGUUCCAUUUUUCAGCAACAGCAACAGCAGCUCAUGUAAAGCACUCUUCUCUCCUAUCAGAAACACAGAGCAGGCUAACACAAUAUCUAAGGAUCUCCGAAAUAAAUGCAACAUUACUCAUAUUACUUGUCACUCUGGAACAAAGGGCUACAGUCGUUUCUUAGUGCUGGAGGUGUCUCGCAGAGAACUACAAGGCCAGGAAGUUGUGACAAAGUAUGGAAGACAAUUACCAGAGAAGGUUCUUCGUUUAUUUGACGAAGCAUCUAGUCAAGAACAGUUCUGUAGUUUAAGGGAAGACUGGGAGAUGAGCGAAGUUGAACCUGGUGACAUUGUUCAUAUUACAGGUGUGUAUGUAUUUUUUUCCUCUAUCUUUAAUUACCAGACUUAGCAAAUAGUUAAUAACAACUAAGCUAGCGCAAACUUGUCCUGAUAAGUUUCCAACACUAAUUUCAGUUUAUAAUGCUGAACCACAUUUCAUAUUGGAUCAAGUGUUUAAAUUUGUGAUCUCUAAACAGGGUCAGCUGUUCAAAGGGCAGAUAAUGCUAUCCAACAGAUAAAUCACUAUUCAGUGGAUAAGUGUGGAUAGCGAUCUAUUCGAUGGAUAGUGUUAUCCAUCCUUUGAAAAACCAGGGCCAGUUCUAAAGCUUCACCAACCCUUUACUUUUUCCUAAUAUUGUUUUCUAUGGACACCACAUAAUUUUGGAUGUAAUGUUUUCUUUGACAGGAUCAUUUGACUCGUCAACAGCAACAUGUAUCCUUGAUAACUCAACUGAACACUAUCUUGUCAUUCACCCUGAUACUUUGGUAUCUGGAACUACCGUUUCCAUGGCAACCAAGUGUUUAAGGCAGGGCAUACUCAAUGAGCAAUUUCGCACUGAAAGCCAAAGUGAGGCAAUGUUGAUUGGAACACUUCUUCAUGAUCUGUUUGAUUUGGCCAUGGAGUUUAAGGGUUAGUACUGCUGAAUUUUAUGCUCAAAUUUCAGUAAGAAGAUGUUACAGACACAUGUUUGUCUUUUCAUUUGUAUUUGUUCUUUUUAACCCAAGACUAUUGUACAUUAUGGAGUCCUUAGAGUAUCUGUAAGUUGCAGGGUUUGAGUGUUUGUUAAAAAAUGCAGAAGCAGGAAAAUUUAUUGAAAAAAUAGGAGAAUAUUCUCCAUCUCUGAAUGAAAAAAAAUCUCAGCUUGAGAAUUCUCAAUAGAAGACUUAGAAUUUCACAGUUGUUUGUGCUUAAUAAGCACUGUGCAAGGUUUUUAAUAAGAGUAUUAUGUCACCAAAGGCUCUUCUUGCCAUAUUUACAUUUGGGAUAGUUUCCUUAUCAAGCAGGUGGUUCUUAGUCAAAUCCACAGUUAAUUCAACUGAAAGGAGAGAUUUGAAAUGUUUUCACAACAUAUGUUCGAAUUAGGGCUAACAAACUUUCCCCCCUUUUUUGGGUAACCCUGUCAAGUUUUCUCCAUGCACUUUCUCUGGGAAACAUCGCACUGAAAACAUUUAAAUGAAAUCGUUCGCUAUCUACAACGUUGAAGUUUUUGGCAAAUUUUCCAACAAUAGUGCACAAGUAAUUCAAGAAACCUUUUUUCUUCUUUUACAUGUAUUUUCAUGCUUCUUGUUAUGUGUUAAAUAUUUUUUGUCUUCCAAUGUUUUACCGUAAACUGCACGUUCAUGCAAUUGAUUUUCUAGUUAUCAGUCAGUUGUAAAGUCGCUUUGUCUCUUUAAAGAAUUUUCUCCAGAUGCACUUUUAACAAGAGCUAGAGGGCUUCUCCAGAGACUUUCUUACUUGGAUGACUUCUACAGCCUGGGACAGACAGAGAGUUGGGCCCUGGAAAAACUGAAGGAACAUAUUCCACUUCUCUGUGACUGGGCCAAGAAGUUUGUGGUUCCUUUUCCCCAACCUGAUCUGGGGGCCAUGGAUUUUAAGACCCCUGAAUUCCCACAUCAGACUGAGCAACCAAGUGUUUGUGUGUCAGCACUGAAAGACAUCGAAGAAAAUAUCUGGUCACCGCGGUAUGGACUUAAAGGUUGGUAUUUUCUUCUCCUUCUUCCUCGUUUUCUUGUUCUUUUUCUUCAUCUUCUCUGCAUUUUCUCUCUUUGCUUUUCACUAUGCAUUUUUACAUUUCUGAACUCAUUGGAAUAGUUUAGUCCCAACAUAUUUCUUAUACUUUUGACCAGAAUGUACUCUUUUUAUUCUAAAGCAAAUACAUUCACAUGAGGUUUUGAGCUUGGCUUUAUUUUGAAAGUGUGGGCUUUUUGAACCCAGAAAUAGCCUACGUCAUAAGUCUCUUUGUACCACAAUAUCCCAUAUAUAUAUAAACCACGAAUAUAAGCGUUUCUUCUGAAAAGUUAAAUAACAGUUACAACUAUUUUAACCGUCUUGGUAUAGUUUCAUUCUUUUUUACGAUCCAAUAAUUUUUAUUAAACAUUCUCUUGGAUUUUAUGAUUACUUUUUGGAUACAAAAACUUGACAAGGAAAACUGUAUGAACAGAACGGUUUGCAUCUUUGUUUUUAGGGAAAGUGGAUGCCACCGUUGAAGUUAAAAUUGAUCGAAGACCUAAAAUAAAACGGCACAGGCCUGAUACAGGAAGUCAAGUACAGACCAGAGUGAUGCCAUUGGAAUUGAAGACUGGGAAAAUGUUCACUAAACUAGGUGGGAUUUAAACAAACAAACAAACAAACAAACAAACAGAAAAAUACGAUACCAAGCUGACGUUCGAUCUCACUCAAUUAGAAUUGUAAACCGCCUUGAGACAGUAUGUGAUAUGUGCGGUAUAUAAAUACACAUUCAUAAAUACACAUUCAUUCAUUCAUUCAUUCAUUCAUACCAACUUUCAUAAAAGUGUUGCGAGAUGAUUUUAUACAUGGUUGGUAAAGGCAACACAGCAGUCAAACCUCUGACUUGCGCAAGGGGAUUAAUUCUGGUCUUCUGCACGCCCAUUUCGCGCAAAAUUUCAAAGGAAAACACAAAGCUUAUUUGACUAGGGGUAUCAAGUUCAUUUGUCUCUUAUUUUGAACUUUAUCACAAUCAACUUGACGGAAUGGUUGUGUUCAACUUUCAAGGACAACCUGGGUCUCGCAACUUGAAAGCACGCCGCCUAGCCAUUGCAAAGGUCGCAGAUGCGCAGAAGUUUAACUACUGUGUUACUUAAGUCUAGGGAUUGCAGUAUGUCAGCGGCACUCUCAAAACCAAACAUUCAUAGUGUACUCCAUGCGAGGUAAACUUCAGCAAGAUACGUUAACUUCUUGGCUCUAAGGAGGAUGUCGCGAUUUCGGCCAAAUCCCAAGUUCAUUUGCGUCUUGUAUGCAGCUAGGAUAAGCGACGUUAAAAGCGUCCUGUAUUGCAAAAGAACAUGAAGCUCAUUCCUAGAUACUUAAGUGGUCAUCUUCAGAAUGCAUAAUAUUCACGAGUGAUAAGAGGGGGCCUACUGAGAUAUAGCUUUUAGCAAUUUAAUUUUUUGUUAUGGCUAGAGCUUUUAGAGAUAAAGUGACGAUAAAUCAAUGUAUAAUAUCUUUCUCUUCUCCACCUUUUGAACGUUUUUGAAGAUCGAUUUCUUGUGUAGAAUAUGGAGGAAUCAUCAAAAGGGAUGAGCGUGAAUUUAGCUGCACUCGAGAUGUUACUAAACAAAAAAUAUUUAGCGUAGCACUUGGUACAAAACAUAGUGAUACCGCUUCCAAAGGAGCAUGGGAAACCUCCUAAACAACAAUAGUUUAAGUAAUGGGCUUAAAUCUUAAACUUACAGGAGUGAUCAACAUCUAAUUACUUGCAAUAUCAAUGAAUUAUUCAACAAACUAAUGAUGAGAUCAGAUAAACGUAUCAGCCUGAGAGUAUUUUCAAUAUUGAUGAGAUACUAAAUUCUCAUUAUUAAUCGCGAAGGAAAUGUGUAACACGCCCAAGGGAAAAUUACAGAUAAUACUUUGAGAGUUAAAAAGUUAGAUCUCAGCUAAAUGUAACUCCUGUCGACUACGUUGUAGCUGUUAUCUAUAUAUUUUAUGUAUUGAUUAUUUUCCUUAUCAUUUGCAUCACCAGGAUCGAUCGAGCACCGAGCACAGGUGAUUCUGUACACUUUACUCAUGUCUGAUCGAUAUUUUCAAGCAGUUGACGCAGGGUUACUAUUUUACAUGAAGGCAGCUCAUAUGCUUAGUGUUCCGAGUUUCCUUCACGAGAGGAGAGCUCUUAUCAUGAAAAGGAAUGAAGUUGCACGCUACUUGACACUGAACAGGGCCGGAGCCACAGGAUCUAUGCCAGGUUGGUAGAGAUGAAGCUCACAAUCUGUACGUUUAUUGCUCACUGAGUAAUAAACGCAGGCAAUGGAACAAGCUUCUGUAAGCACCUUGGUCAGUAACACGUACGUUGUUGUAAAGCCAUCGAGUACAAAUGAUGGUGGCCUAACGAGUGGCCAGUGCGCUGUACUCCGGGUCGAGAGGUCCUGGUUCGAGACCCGGGCAGGUCAUUGUGUUGUGUUCUUGGUCAAGACACUUUACUCUCAGAGUGCCGCUCUCUCCACUCAGAGUAUAAAUGAGUACUGUCGAUUGUCAGGGAAGCCUGAUGAAAUGCUGGGGGGUACCCUUGCGAUGGAUUAGCUUCCCAUUCGGGGGGGAGUCGUAAUACUCCAUGUCACUUCAUCGAUUUGGAAACCGGGAUAAGCUCCGGCUGGGUGGGUUAAUGGGCUCGAGUAGAGACUUAACCUUUUUUUUAAUUUGUCUUAAUGACAUAAACGUAUGUUUUUUUUUAUCGCUUAGCAAUGUUGAAAGAUCACAACACCUGCAAGCGAUGUCCUCAGGUUCAAAACUGCACCACUUUUCACAAAGCAGUCGAGCAAGGAGACGGUGUAACAAGUGGUCUGGGAUCAUUAUUUAAAGAGAUGACCGAACACAUGUCCAGAACCUACGUACGCUACUUUAGAGACUGGUAUAAACUGGUUUGUCUGGAAGGUAAGGAGAUGGAACAAAAAAGAAAUCAGAACGAGAUUUGGUGUUUGGAUGGAAGCGAAAGGGAAAAACUUGGUCGCUGUUUUAGCGGGAUGGUACUGAAGUCAUGUGGUUAUGACAUGGUACAAGGGGGCAGUCAUUAUUACAGACACAAGUUCGAGCGCUGUGCAGAUCAUCCUAGCGUGAUGUCAUUACAGGAUGUGCCAAUUACGUCGGGGGACCGUGUGAUUUUAAGUGAAGAGAAUGGUGGAGCCACAGCUGUCGCGGCAGGUAGGUUUGCACAAAUUGAAAUUCUUAUCAUUUAUAGGAUCAGUCCUUGAACAAACAAACUACUUUAGAUCUCUUGGCAAAGCGAGAUUGUGCCAUCCAUUUGCCGUGGUUAUUAAAUUAUUAUGGCGCAGAAAUAACAUUAAGCUGAUUCAUUUUCAGAGCUUGUCGAAAUUGUAGAGUUGUGCGUAAACGAAGUUGCGUUAAUUUCUGAACUUGCAGCAUUUUAUGGUUCCUUCUACAUAGGGUACAUACAUGAGGUGAAGAAGAGCGAAGUUGUUGUCUCACUAGACAGAGAUUUGACUAAAAGGUAAAGAAUUCAAGUAAGGUUUCAUAAUAGAAAUAUUAAAAAAGGAUGAGAUUUAAAUGCGAAUCUGUGAAGGUUAAUGUUUGUGCCAGAAAAAGCAGUUCAUUUGAACCGGGUUUCUUUCCUCGUUUUUCUAAUGCAAAAUCAAUGGGAAUUGUUCAGUAGUGAGGUGAAUAACAAGGUAUGUUCUAAAACCUGGAACUUGCCGGAACACCGCGGAAUUAAAAAAAAAAAAAAAAAAAAAAAAAUAAACAUAAAACUUGAUUAAAAAAUAGUUUAAAAAAUAUGAGGAAAAAACUCAAUAUACAUGUUGCUCGCGCUCUUCGUGCGUCAAGUAUGCCAUCUUGGUUUUCGCUGACCAUGGAGAAUGGUGGGAUUUCGGGUUUAAGCACUUGUAGAAUAACAACGUCAAUAAAGUCGUUCACAAUAUAUAUUUUCCUAAAAACUUAAACGGGAAAUGUUAGCACUCAAUCGCUGAUGAGUUCACUACUUGCACCUACAGUUAUGAUACACACACUAAAGAAACAAGCUCCAAACUCUAUCGCCUUGACAAAGACGAGGAGUAUAGCACUCAAACAACUCUGCGGUCCAACAUGGCAAAACUGUUCAAAGGUGACUCUGACAGAGACGCUCAGCUGCGUCGCCAAAUCGUAGACUUGGAACCACCGGUGUUUUCAAGGGAAAGACGGAAUGACACAGUGACCAUGUGCAGUCAGACAUCAGAUAUCGCUCAGUUCUUCUCACAACAAUCACCGUAAGUGUUGCUCUCGCUUGAUAGAGAAAAUAACAUUUGAAUGUCAAAAGUAACGCGGAAUUAUUGGCUUCUCCCUUUCCCGCCCUGUAAUUGAGAAAGAAAUCACGAUCCUUUUUGCUAAUUAAAAGCAAAGCCAAUUGAAAUAAUUCGUAACUUGGUCAUUCGCGUUUCCCGCGCUACAUACGGUCCUCGUAUUUUUACUUUGUGUUCUUAUUGAAUCCUUUUGAUAUUUUACUUCUGAUUGUGCUCGUAGAAGCUUUGGUUUUUCCAACACUCAGUAAAUUUCGCCUCUUUCCGCGAUAGGGCCUUUGCUUGUAUGGAAGCUUUCUCCGGGCGAGCGGAGGCAAACGAUAAGCGAAUGCGAAGGGCGAGGAAGGGAGUGCGAAAAAAUUGUUAUGAUCAGUAUUUUUUUUUUUGCGCUCCUCUUCUUGCGCAUGUCUUGCGCUUCGCACUUGCCGUGCGUUUGCCUCUACUCGCCUAAAAAAUGUAAUAUUGAUCCAGUUAUGCAGACGUUUUGGAAUGUGGCUGUAGAGACAAAAUUGUAAUGGGGUAAAACUGGUUAAUUAAAGUCCAAGAAUACACACAAAGGUGCGGACAAUGUGAGUGACGCUACGUCUUCUCCACCAGAUGAAGAAGUAGCCGAUAAAGAAGAAACAGUUCAUGGCUACUAACAAGGUAGAAACGACGUAGUUUCACUGCCAUUGUCGCAUUAGUGCGUAUUCUGUGGCUGUAACGCACUCUUACAAUUAUCGACGGAGAUUUAGUUGAAGCUUGUUAUGUACAGGUCUCAAAGCAACAAAAGCCAGAAGUCCUUGCCGGACCCAGCUGUGGAGUCUAUCCUACAGGAGCUGAACUCAGGGCAACGGAAGGCGGUAUCUAAAGCCCUUGCGGCCCAUCACUAUGCGCUGAUCCUAGGUAUGCCAGGAACAGGAAAGACCACUACCAUCUCCUGCUUGGUUCGUGUGCUGGUGGCAAGUGGUAAAUCUGUUCUACUCACUAGUUACACCCAUACUGCUGUGGACAACAUUUUACUCAAGCUUAAAGAGGUUUGUCAGUGGUCUUAUUUAUUUAACUUGAUUUACUGAGGCCAGCCUAAUUUUUCAGAAUUGGGAGGCAAUUUCCGAUCUAUGAAAACUCUCACUUUCAGAAUGAGCCCAGUUGUAAAACCAUGCCAAUGUAUUAGAAUGCUUUGUGUGUGUGUAAAAAGUUGUUUUUCACAUUUGAAGUUCCACAUUUACCCUCGUUUUAACCAAGGUUUUAGUAUUUCUGUAAUGACCUGCUGUAGCUAUUAUACAUUUUUAUAGCCAGACGAAGUAAUUUAAUCGUGAUAAUGAUAUGGAUUGUUUAAAGAUUAUUCUUUGUAGGGGGAUUCUCUCUCUUGCGCUUGUUUUGGUUCAUUGUUUACUUCGAAUGUUUGGUAAUCAAUUAUCAAGAGAAGCUCGUUACUUGGCCUAACAAUAGUUGAGUGGAUUAAGCAUUAUCCGGGCUCUAUCAAGCUGCGCAAGCCUCACCAUUAAUGAAAACUUUAAGUGGUCUGUGUUUGUCAGUGUAUUCCGGGAAUUCUUGUGUUCAUUACCUCUUUAAUAGCGAAGUGCACCAGUGGAUAAGUAAAUAGGGAUGAAUUCAAGGUACAUUGUAAUUUUUCACUCAUAAUUUCAAAAUAUUGUCUAGAAAUAGGUGAUUACAAAGCGAUAAACUUAUCAUGUAAGACCAACUUCUCCUUAUAUAUUUUCAAGAAAAUAUAUGGCUGCCCGGAGGGAGAACUCAGUUCUAAUCAAAUUUUUUUAGUUAAAGAGUUAGAUGUGAACUCUGAUCUUCUUUUCCAUGUCUUUCCUUUCAGGCAAACAUAGAUUUCCUUCGUCUUGGCCAGGUCCAUAAAAUUCUUCCCAAAAUUCAAUCAUACAGCGCGCACCGGGCAGCUGCUGGCAUCAAAAGUGUCAAUGAAUUAAGGAAGUUAUACGAGUCCAAGGUAAUAUUACUGUUCAACGGCAAGAAACUGAGCAUACAGAAGUUACUGUAAAUGCACCAACGGACAACCCCCCCCCAUAAGCCUUUCUCGUCCCCCCUUCCCCCUAUAAACAAAAUUUCUGAAAUAAGAGUAGCAUUAUUAGUCAAUUUAGAUAGCAAGUGUUUCAGUUCAAAACUUACUUGCCUUUUAAAGCCUCAACCAAAAAAAUGCAUACUAAUUUGCCCCAACGUAUACAGUUGUUAUAUGGCUAAGAAAUACAUUAAUGAUUUAGACUUAUUUUUAUCAGUGUCCAUAGUAAUCUGGGGUUGAAUUGGUUUUGCGCAACUAAAGUCUCUGAAUGGUAUAUAAUUUUUACGCCAACCUUCAAACCAAUCAGAUACAAAACUAAAACCAAUUAAGACCUGGUUGCACGUGCUUUCCAACACUAUAGACAGUUUGUACAUAUUUAUCUUCUGGUUCUGUCUUGAGAAGUGCCCAAUUAUGGACGAUAUAAGCCAUUUUACAACGACAAUAUAGUUGUAUGAAGUAUUAGUUUCUGCCGUUUUUUUUUUUUUUCUAGUCUGUAGUGGCGACCACCUGUUUGGGUGUGAAACACGCCCUCUUCUCUCAACGCUCCUUUGACUACUGUAUUGUGGACGAGGCUUCCCAGAUCACCCAACCAGUGUGUAUUGGUCCUCUAAGGUACGCCCGUGUCUUUAUCUUAGUGGGUGAUCAUUAUCAGCUGCCACCCUUGGUGCAGAGUGUAGAAGCUAGGUAAGUUAAACUUUCCAUCUCAUUUUUCGUAUAUUCGUAUAUUUUUUAUAAAACUGGCAAUAUAUUUCUUCAUUUGCUAUAAAGUUAGAGCCAUAUUUCUUUACUGCGAAAAACGAUGGAACGAUCGACUCUUUAGGAGCUAUUGGCUUCAUUCUUAACGUUAGUAGAAUCUAAACGUGGAACCCUUAGAGAUGUGAUUGGCAUCUCUCCACUGGUGUAUUUUCUGGAGUCCAAACUCUAGGGUUGCACUAACCCUUUAGCGCUCCAAGCUCUCUUUACUUACGUAUCAGCAUACAGACGUGGUGCGAGUUGCCAAACCUUAGGAGAGCUAUGUUCGAAACGUUAUUACAUUCUUGAUUUUAUGGCAAUGAGAAACUAAUUUAACAAGUACUACGGAAAUGUUUUAGUUCCCUGCAUAGUUUCAGGGGGUAGUUGAGAAGUUUAUGCUCAAAUACCAGCCUACCCAGCAAUCUUAGCGUAUUGGCUAAAUAUACUUGAACGUUUUUGCUCCAUCUACAGAGAGGGUGGUAUGGACGUAAGUCUGUUUAAACGCCUUUCAGAACGACACCCACACGCGGUUGUUAGCUUAGAGCAUCAGUAUCGAAUGAAUGAAGACAUCAUGGAGCUGUCGAACACACUGAUCUAUGAACACAGGCUUAAAUGUGGUACGCAAGGCGUGGCAAGGGCAGUCUUGGAGCUGCCGAACUGGGACGAAUUUGUUUGUUAUAUGAAGGAGAAUACGGCCAAUAUCAAAGGUAUGCGACACUGAUGUUCUCAAUUCUCUACUGUAAUUUGCGUUGGUCGAUGUUCAUUUUGUUUCUAUGUGGCAAGGCAUAUGUUAGCUCUUAAAGUAUUAUACAUUAAGGCCCCCACAAUUUUUUUGUUCGGCGAGCGAAUCUUUCUCUUUCGGUAAGAGUAUACCGUAAAAAUUAUCUAAAGAGGUCCCCGUACACUUAUCGGGGUAAUUCUUAGUGAUUAUUAGCUGCCUUCCUUGCCGAAAAAUUCGAGUGCUGAACAAGCGAUGGACAAAUCGGGAUAGAAAAUUACAAUCAAUUUUAACUUUUCAACUUGAGGCGUAACAUCUCAAAUAUUCUCCUCACUCGCAAACUAAAAGUAUAAAACAUACAAGUCUCAGUAAUUGUAGGUCAGGGGUAUUAUAAACACGUCAUCCAAACUUUGAAAGGAUUUACUCGAAUAUUUAUCCAUUCUCUCCCCCUAAAAUCGCGGAAAAAGAUUGUUGAGACAAAUUUUAUUUUGGUCGAGGAGAACUCAAAGGAAGCAGCACUCAACGGAAGUACGGUGCCAUUUAAGCAUGUGUAAGGAAAGUAACUGAAACUUUAUCUGAGAUAUUUUAACAGAUUUUUCCGCGUUUGUAGGUAACUGGAUACUAGACACACUCUUGCCCAGUCGACCGGUGGUGUUCUUAGACACGGAUAGGGUCCCCGCGCCUGAGUCUCGUUCAGAGCACUUGGUUUCAAACGAGACAGAGGCCGCGAUCGUUCACCAACUAGCUUGCGCACUCUUGAAAGCCGGCCUCCAGCCUGCAUCACUCGGUAUAAUCUCUCCGUACAGGCACCAACUCAAGCUCAUAACGCAGAUUUUUCAUCGAGACGCCGACACCAAACAAAACGAAAUCGAAAUCAACACCGUGGAUAAAUAUCAAGGUCGAGAUAAGGCCUGCAUCAUAGUGUCUUUAGUUCGUAAUAACGAGCACUCCAACGUGGGAGACCUGCUAAGGGAUUGGCGCCGAGUUAACGUGGCGGUAACUCGUGCGAAGCAGAAAUUGAUUUUGAUUGGUUCGCUCAUGACACUGAAAGGUAGCUUGCUACUCCAGGAGCUUUUUGACCUGCUGGAGCUAAAAGACUGGGUGCAAGUUCUACCUUACGAUGGGCAAAAGAUGUUCGAGUUUUUGACAAAAUCUUUCCAGACUUCUCCCGGUAAGGGCCUGGAAACCCAGUGAACCUACGAAAAGAAUUUAAAGUAUUUGCCAAACUUUUGGCGUAGUCAUUACUCGCAAAUUGAUGCUUCAAUUUAUUAAUUGCUAAGGAUUGGUUAUCGCUUGUCGAAUGAUAAUUUUUGUGUGGUAAAAUUCCUUGUUUCGUUGUUUGUUACAUUUUUUCGCUGGCCAAAGAAUAUUUGUAUUGAGUUUAUUAUCACAUCGUAAUUUCAGAUAUGUUAACAUAACUGUCAGUUAACGAUGACUUGUAUAGUGAAACGGAAAGGUCUGUCACGUUCUUUUCUGUAUGUAUUGUAUCCUCCUUGCCGUGAUGGUUUAAGACCCGUAAAGAGGGUGCUGAAUCGAAACGCGCCAGGGAUUUUCCUGGCCAACUCAGAAAUAUUGACAGAUUCUGUGUUCUCUAAAUUUUGUAAAAGUGACUCAGCCCACUGUUACGUCUUUGGUUCACAAACGCCAUCGGACAUUCCGCGAAAAAAGCUAGUACUGAUUUAAAACUCACUAACCCGAGGAAUUUUUAAAGGAUCUUCCUUAGAAUAAAGAAAGACAUAUGCAUGUAGCAGCAAGCUUACCCCUAAGAAGUACACGGCCGUUGGUUGUUUCUUGCUACUAGCCGCGAGAAUGGGUAGCUUUAAGCACUAACGUCUAUGAAUUACCAAGUAAGUCCGUCUGAUAUCCAAUCUCCGUAAAGUCUUCGUGAGCCCAAUGUUCGGGAAACCUAUAAAGCCAACCAGUGCGCUCGUGGCCAAAUCCUCGACUGGUUUCCGUCGCCAAUCAAGAAUGAGACCAUCGACGGCAUUGACUCGUUAUUUCUCGCCACUUGUUGAAUACCUUUUGUGGUA